AGAUCCCUGUGUAGUUUUUUCUAUCGGUUUAUUUUGUUCUCAUAAUAUUCGAAUUGCUAUUUGAAAAAUAACACACAGAAGUUAGUUGUCUGCGGUGUAAGCCUAUCAAACAUAAUUCUACUGAAACGAAAUGAACUAAUAAUGUCAUUGUUAAAGGUUUUAUGAUGACUCAUACCAAGAUUGAUUCAUGAUGUAUAGGCCUAAUUAUUUACAAUGCAAAACGCAACAACGCAAGUGCACAGGGGCUUACGUGUACUAACACACAAAACCAUUAAUUCACUUUGUUGCGCCACAAAGGAUGGAUCUACUAGACCAGAGCUCUGCGUAACGCCUCAUCAAUAACGCACUCCCGCUAAAACGUUACUUUUUCAAUUCAAAGACGCUGUGAUGUCACGUGGGGGGAGAUCAUUUUUCCCGGGGCAUGACGGUCUCUAGGAGAGGAGCGCGCUCCUCUUCUUUGACACCCUCGUGCGCUAUGGCAAUGGCUCCAAGCUGGACGUCGCCGCCGGAACUUGAAUCAAACCCGCGUUUCGUUGUAGACCUUCGGUGGCGAGACCUUAACGCAACUAUUGCGCGCCAGCUAGCAAAUUAAAUUAUUUCUCUAUUUACGGUUAAAAAAAAAGUGCUGAACGUCCAGAUCGAGAUUGAAGUCAACCCGAGCGCACGCAGCGCGAGAUCAGACGGAAUAAAAGAUGCGCGGUCCAUAUCCACGGAGAUAUGGCAUGCGCGCUCCUCAACGGUCGAGCGGUGCCUUCCUCACCUCGGCUCAUCCCGACCUGCCUGUGCGUGUUUUCCUUCCUCGUGACAUACCUGUGCUACUCUGCACUGUUUUCUGCUGAUGCGGUCAUCAUGCAAGCGCCGGGAGACCUGCCGCGCGGCUGCCGGCGUUCUCCGGUUGACGGUGGCGGGAAAAGGCGCCUCCAGAAAUCGGUCUCGUGCGUUUUACCUUUCGAGGAGGGGGAGCGCGACCCUGUGCGUGCGCUACCCCGCCGGAACGAUACGCUGAGCUCCCCGCCGGUGACCGCAAAGUUUGGGAAUAAGAAGUUACCGAAUGCCAUCAUCGUCGGCGUGAAGAAGGGCGGCACGCGCGCAGUUCUGGAGUUUAUCAGGAUUCACCCUGACGUGCGCGCGGUCGGCACCGAGACUCACUUCUUCGACCGGAACCACGACCGCGGACUGGACUGGUACAGGAGCCUGAUGCCUCGGACCCUGGAGGGCCAGAUCUCCAUGGAGAAGACCCCCAGCUACUUCGUGACCGCCGACGCCCCUCGCCGCAUCGCCGCCAUGUCCCGCCACACCAAGCUCAUCGUGGUGGUCCGCGACCCGGUCACCCGCGCCAUAUCGGACUACACCCAGACCCUGACCAAAACGCCGGACCUGCCCAGCUUCCAGGAGCUGGCCUUCCUGAACCAGAGCCAGGGUCUGGUGGACGCCUCGUGGAACGCCAUCCGCAUCGGCCUGUACGCCCUGCACCUGGAGUGCUGGCUGCGCCACUUCCCCCUGGAGCAGAUCCACUUCGUCAGCGGCGAGCGGCUCAUCACCGACCCGGCCGGCGAGCUGGGCCGCGUGCAGGACUUCCUGGGCCUGAAGCGCAUCGUGACCGACAAGCACUUCUACUUCAACCGCACCAAGGGCUUCCCCUGCCUGAAGAAGCCCGAGAGCAGCGUGUCGCCGCGCUGCCUGGGCAAGUCCAAGGGCCGCACCCACGUCCAGAUCGACCGCGAGGCCGUCGAGCAGCUCCGGGACUUCUACCGGCCGCACAACGUCCGCUUCUAUGAGAUGGUGGGGUUUGACUUCAGAUGGGACUAACCCAGGGGGCGGAUGCUGAGAGUUAUCGGAGAGAAUCCGGCUAGCUCUGCUCAUUCCAACUUCCGAAAAGAAAUAUCCGAUCUCUUAAUUGAUGUGUAUGUCGGCUGGCCGUCCCCCCAAGGAACACUAAUACAGACGCGAACCAUGAAGUACAAGAUGACCAGGAGAUGUAAUUCCCUCUCUCGCUACGAACCACACAUCUUAAGUUCCCCCCUCCAGCUGUUCUCCCUCAUGAGAUGAGAACACCUGCAAACAAAGUUAAGAUGGGAACAAUUCCAGUAUGAUGGACGCUUAAAAGUGGCACAGAAAGGUUCUUGUCGCAUGGCUUUCAAAAUAAAAGCGCACAAUUAGCUUGUUUCCCAGCUGGGAGGGAAGGCUAGCUGGCCUGCGGUUCAUUUCUCCAUACUGGGAACCAGUGUGCGAGGGCUGCUUUGAACACCGAAGAGGGGAGAUUCACUGGCUUCAAUUCCAAAUGUCACGUUAGCUAUUUAGUGGUUCAGGAUGUUAGCUCAUGCUGCUUACCAGCUUCUCCGUUGGCUGACGGGUGGAUUAGGACGAAUCUACGGAUGAGUUGGAUUAGUUCCCGUUGAAACCUGCUGCACUAAUCAAAACAGGGAUUAGAGAGAGACCCUGGAAAUGUCAGAGCUGUCUUCUCGGAGGACUGGCGUGGAGAUGCCUCAACGCUAUACCCUAAGCAGGGUAUAUUUUGGAUUAUAUUCGCUGUAUUCAUAGCAUGAGUAGGAUGUCUUGUGAAUGCAACAACCAACGCUUCAGUCGUAAGGACUUUAUGAUGGCUGUGAUUAUGCAGAAUUAAAACCUUGCUAAUUUUUCUGUAACUUUAAGAUGUAAGAUCUGCUCUCGUGUCAUGUCCACCAACACCUCACGGGACGCACAUAGCAAACUAAUAAAUGAAUCCUCACCUCA
Gadus macrocephalus (Pacific cod) is the source of this 2733-nucleotide messenger RNA. RefSeq names its product heparan sulfate glucosamine 3-O-sulfotransferase 2-like. Bases 718 to 1809 code for a protein of 363 amino acids. The transcript is spliced from 2 exons. NCBI's taxonomy places the organism in Eukaryota, Metazoa, Chordata, Actinopteri, Gadiformes, Gadidae. Gene Ontology annotation, molecular function: [heparan sulfate]-glucosamine 3-sulfotransferase activity. The record is from RefSeq and is a predicted model, not a curated record.